UCGAGCAGGACGCGAUGAUCGAUCAGCAGCAUGGAAACCUUGAAACGUGUGAGGCGAAGCCGGAAAACUUCACGACACAGAUUGACCCACUACGAGGUAUUGAUCUUUAUUUGCACUAGUCACACUGUAACUUGUUAGUGGACUUCGGACAUGCUACUUUAUUUACUUAUUGUUCGCGUUAUGUAUGAUUGUUGUGGUUGUGUAAAUAAACAAGUCACGAUCACUUCAACGUGAUGUCGAGAUGCAGUAGUGUGUACACAUCUAGAGGUCGAUCAGUAUCAACGACAUAACACAUAAUUAAUCAAUUAGGAAAUAACAUUUAACGGAAUUUUGUCACAGUUGGGACUGUUGCUAGGAUAUGAUCUAGCUAACUAGAUUUCUCUUCUGAAAACUCCAUUGGGUGAUCCAGGGUCUGUUCCAUAAAACCAGGAUUAAUAAAUUAGCCAGCUAAACUAACUGUCCUAAAUAUUCUAAUAUAACGUAAUAUUUUCGAGAAAUAUUGACUUGAAGCUAGGAUGGCAUAAUUGACUCAACAAUAAUUUACUUUCUUCACUCAGAUCCAUGUCCAGUUUGAGUCACUACAACUAGCCAACCAACACAGUUCAUGAGGACUUGAUCUCGGAGCAACAACCUUCCUUCAUCAAACCUGGGACUCCCCUAAGCAUGGCGUCACCAGUCUGUCUCAAGAGAAAGAGGGAACCUUCCCCAACACCAGAGAGCAGUAAACGAGUGAAAGAUAUAGACCGUAACGGAGUUCCAGAGUCUGGGCACCGUUCCCGUCCCCCACGGCUCACGCUGCCGUUUGACCGUCUCCAGGAACCGGUCACGUUGAAAGAUCUGACGGAACUGCUUCAGUUUGCUGCUCUGGGGAAAACCGGUGGGCUGAAACAACCCAGGUAUGUUAGCUAGCUACUACAACAACAAAAAAAGACAUACAAACGUAUCUUAGAUCAGAGUCUAGACUCUCAAGGCAACAACACUACUCCAUAGGGAUGGACAUCACGACAGGAACGGAAGCAAACAUUCUGCCACAACAAUAACAUGAUAGAUAGGUAUGUAUGUUGAUUGAUAAGUGCUAACAUGUUAUUGUCUUGUACCCGUCUCAGUUGGUGUCACCUCCACCACCAGAGAAAGGUAUCAGGGGUGAGCGUGGUGGUUCUAGAAGGACUGAGCCAGGCCCACUUCUACAGACACUACCUGUACUUCAAACACCUCCGCACCAAGUACACCUCUGUAAGUCUAUGCCCAAAUGGCACCCUAUUCCCUAUAUAGUGCACUACUUUUGAACAGAACCGUAUAGGUCAAAAGUAGUGCACUAUAUAGGGAAUAGGGUGACAUUUGGGACACACCCUGUCAGUCAUAUUGCAUAAGAUUCCGCCAUUGAUAUGAAUCCUGACUCCAUCAAUGUCCUCUGACCUCAGAGACACAGUUACACUCCAUCGCCUGGCAACGUGAUUUCUGGAAUAUUCAGCAGUGAAGUUGUUGGCAACAGUAGUCCCGCUGGUGCGCUAGGAGACCAGACGAGUGCUCAGCCAGAGGGAGGUGUGUAUGAGUAGCCCUGCCUGCGACUUAAUAUCAGUCACCCUCGGCCCAAGGGGGAAUUUCCUCUUGGUCUAAUGGUUAAGAUGUUGAUUUCCGGAGUGGGAGACAGGGUUUCAGAUCCCACCCAUGACGUGUGUGUGUGUAGGUCUGCGGUGGCACCCAGUGAUCAGGAAGUUUGGUCAGGAGAGCAGAGGGCUGACUGGAUACCUCCUCACCCAGGAGGAGAUGAUCAAGAAACACUUCCCUGUCCACGGUGAGACACACACACUGGACACACACUCACACACACACACACACACACACACACACACACACACACACACACACACACACACACACUCACAGGUCCCACUCUCUCUCUGAUGUCUGUCUUGUGUUUUCCAGGUAUGCCUGGCAGUGAGGGCUUUGUGUGUACAGACAGUGAUGACUGUGUGACUGACAGUAGUCCUCUCUAUGGGCUGGACUGUGAGAUGGUGAGAACAUGUCUGUAUCCCAAAUGGCACCCUAUUCCGGCCCCAUAGGGCCCUGGUUAAAAGUAGUGCACUAUAUAGGGAAUAGGGUGCUAUUUGGGACACAUCCCAUAUUCAUAUCAUUCAUAGAUUUUAUUAACAGUAGAUGAAACCUCCAUUUUGUUCUCUAGUUAUUGCUCGGUGUCUAACGUGUGUGUGUGGUUCGGUGUGUGUAGUGUCUGACAGAGCGGGGCAACGAGCUGACGCGUAUCUCUCUAGUAGACAGCAGAGGGAGCUGUGUUCUGGACGAGCUGGUCAAACCUCCCAACCGCAUCUUAAACUACCUUACACAGUAAGCUGAGUGUGUGUGUGUGUGUUUACGUGUGUCUCUGAGUGUGUGUGUGUCUCUGUGUGUUUACGUGUGUGUGGUGUGUGUCUGCUUCUCCAUAUCUGUACAUAACAUCUCCUCUCCCCUGAUAGGUUCUCUGGUAUCACCUGUGCAAUGUUGCAGCCAAUCACCACCACCCUAAGGGAAGUCCAAUCAAAGCUCAAGAAGGUGUUGCCGCGGGACGCGGUCCUGGUUGGCCACUCCCUUGACAACGACCUCAGGGCCCUGAAUGUGAGUCGCCGUGGUUUACCAAUGUAGCCAUGACGAUAGUGGUUGCAAUUGCGGCUAGCAGCAAUGCCCGAGGCCUGUUCAGGAGAAUAUAAUAGAAAUGUAUGGUGUAGAACAGAUAUGAUAGAGAAUCAUGUCAGCUCUAUUCAUUUCUAUCUUCAACGCUCAGACAGUUUCACUUUCCUGAAGACACACCUGGGUCGUAUUCACAAGGAACCAAACGGGCCAAAACGGGGAGGGACCUUGUUUUUUGUUUUCCAUUGCAAAAGGUUUUCGACCCCGUCUCCUCUCAGCUGACCCCUGACCUGUUGUGUUGUCUCCUCCCAGCUGACCCCUGACCUGUUGUGUUGUCUCCUCCCAGCUGACCCCUGACCUGUUGUGUUGUCUCCUCCCAGCUGACCCCUGACCUGUUGUGUUGUCUCCUCCCAGCUGACCCCUGACCUGUUGUGUUGUCUCCUCCCAGCUGAUCCACCCCCAUGUGAUUGACACCUCCCUGCUGUACAGGAGAGAGUUUGGACAGAGGUUUAAACUCAAGGUGCUGGCUGAGACCGUGCUCAAGUGAGUUCACACUCACAACACACACAGACACACACACACACUGCUGCGCUCUAUAAUAGGUAGGAAUUGCAGCACGCUUGUGUGUAUUUCUGCUCUGGCGUGAAGUGUCCUCAGGUACAGAUCUAGGAUCAGCUUCUUCGCCCCCAAUCUUAACCUGAACCAUUAAGUGGGGAAAAUGCUAAACUGACCCAAGAUCAAUGUCUAGGGGCAACUUCACCCUACUCAUAUGUUUGUGCCCCACAGGAAGCAGAUCCAGACAGAGGAGAGGAGGGGUCAUGACCCCACAGAGGACGCCCAGGCUGCCCUGGAACUGGCCCAGUACUUCAUACACACUGGACCACGACAGGUACACACACUGGACCACGACAGGUACACACACUGGACCACCACAGGUACACACACUGGACCACCACAGGUACACACAGACUCCCAGGCUGUAUAACCAGGCUGUGUAGCCAGACUCCCAGGCUGUAUAACCAGACUCCCAGGCUGUAUAACCAGACUCCCAGGCUGUAUAACCAGACUGUAUAACCAGACUCCCAGGCUGUAUAACCAGACUCCCAGGCUGUAUAACCAGGCUGUAUAACCAGACUCCCAGGCUGUAUAACCAGACUCCCAGGCUGUAUAACCAGACUCCCAGACUGUAUAACCAGACUCCCAGGCUGUAUAACCAGGCUGUGUAACCAGACUCCCAGACUGUAUAACCAGACUCCCAGGCUGUAUAACCAGACUCCCAGGCUGUAUAACCAGACUCCCAGGCUGUAUAACCAGACUCCCAGGCUGUAUAACCAGACUCCCAGGCUGUAUAACCAGACUCCCAGGCUGUAUAACCAGACUCCCAGGCUGUAUAACCAGACUCCCAGGCUGUAUAACCAGACUCCCAGGCUGUAUAACCAGACUCCCAGGCUGUAUAACCAGACUCCCAGGCUGUAUAACCAGACUCCCAGGCUGUAUAACCAGACUCCCAGGCUGUAUAACCAGACUCCCAGGCUGUAUAACCAGACUCCCAGGCUGUAUAACCAGACUCCCAGGCUGUAUAACCAGGCUGUAUAACCAGACUCCCAGGCUGUAUAACCAGGCUGUAUAACCAGACUCCCAGGCUGUAUAACCAGACUCCCAGGCUGUAUAACCAGGCUGUAUAACCAGACUCCCAGGCUGUAUAACCAGACUCCCAGGCUGUAUAAAGACUCCCAGGCUGUAUAAACCAGACUACCGGCUGUAUAACCAGGCUGUAUAACCAGACUCCCAGGCGUAUAACCAGACUCCCCAGGCUGGUAUAACCAGGCCUGUAACCCAGACUCAGGCUGUAUAACCAGACUCCCAGGCUGUAUAACCAGCUGUAUAACCAGACUCCCCAGGCUGUAUACACAGACUCCCAGGCUGUAUAACCAGACUCCCAGGCUGUAUAACCAGACUCCCAGGCUGUAUAACCAGACUCCCAGGCUGUAUAACCAGACUCCCAGGCUGUAUAACCAGACUGUGUUCUCUAUCAGAUAGUGGAGCUGUAUUGUGAAGAGCUGUGGGGUGGGAGUCCUGCUAUGUACCAGCCUCCUGUCAACAGAUCAACAUCUACACACAAACACAACAACAACAGGUGUGACCAACAAACCCUUCCUCUCUCUCCCAUAUCUGGUUCCUCUUGUAUUAGCAACACUACUGCGUCUGUAUUAUCUGCACCGAAUCUCCUCUCCCCCUCUCUCUCAGGUUUGCCGAGGCCCUGAAGAGUUCUGGCCAAUCAGCCCUGUUUAUAGGGAAG
This is a messenger RNA of Coregonus sp. 'balchen', 4921 nucleotides long. NCBI's taxonomy places the organism in Eukaryota, Metazoa, Chordata, Actinopteri, Salmoniformes, Salmonidae. The record is from the annotation of a GenBank genome assembly.